Carlito syrichta (Philippine tarsier) is the source of this 1194-nucleotide messenger RNA. RefSeq names its product actin related protein 2/3 complex subunit 1B (gene ARPC1B). NCBI's taxonomy places the organism in Eukaryota, Metazoa, Chordata, Mammalia, Primates, Tarsiidae. Gene Ontology annotation, biological process: Arp2/3 complex-mediated actin nucleation. The coding region runs from base 32 to 853 and encodes 273 amino acids. Gene Ontology annotation, molecular function: actin filament binding. The record is from RefSeq and is a predicted model, not a curated record. The transcript has 10 exons. Gene Ontology annotation, cellular component: actin cytoskeleton; Arp2/3 protein complex.
GCGGCCGUGGGGCGGGAGGAGCCAAGCGGCCAUGGCCUACCACAGCUUCCUGGUGGAGCCCAUCAGCUGCCACGCCUGGAACAAGGACCGGACACAGAUCGCCAUCUGCCCCAACAACCAUGAGGUGCACGUCUACGAGAAGAGCGGGGCCAAGUGGACCAAGGUGCACGAGCUCAAAGAGCACAACGGGCAGGUGACAGGUAUCGACUGGGCUCCGGAGAGCAACCGCAUCGUGACCUGUGGCACGGACCGCAACGCCUAUGUGUGGACGCUGAAAGGCCGCACGUGGAAGCCCACGCUGGUCAUCCUGCGGAUCAACCGGGCGGCCCGCUGUGUGCGCUGGGCCCCCAACGAGAACAAGUUCGCUGUGGGCAGUGGCUCCCGCGUCAUCUCCAUCUGUUAUUUCGAGCAGGAGAAUGACUGGUGGGUGUGCAAGCACAUCAAGAAGCCCAUCCGCUCCACUGUCCUCAGCCUGGACUGGCACCCCAACAACGUGCUCCUGGCUGCUGGCUCCUGCGACUUCAAGUGCCGGAUCUUCUCAGCCUACAUCAAGGAGGUGGAGGAGCGGCCAGCCCCCACGCCGUGGGGCUCCAAGAUGCCCUUUGGGGAGCUGAUGUUUGAGUCCAGCAGCAGCUGCGGCUGGGUGCAUGGUGUCUGCUUCUCCGCCAGCGGGAGCCGUGCGGCCUGGGUCAGCCACGACAGCACCGUGUGCCUGGCUGAUGCCGACAAGAAGAUGGCCGUUGCCACCCUGGCCUCGGAAACGCUGCCGCUCCUGGCGCUGACCUUCAUCACAGAAAACAGUCUGGUGGCCGCGAGCUUGGAGUCAGCCUUGAAGGACCUCAAGAUCAAAUGACCUGUGAGGAAUAUGUUGCCUUCAUCCCAGCUGCUGGGGAAGUGGGGCGAAGAGGUCAGAGAGGCCAAGUGUCGCUUUGCUGAAUGUUUCUAGGGCCCCAGUCGGGUCCCCAAAGGGGCUGUUCCCUCAAAAGGGGAGGGGAUGGGUGGGAAGCUUUUCUUACCCAUUCAAGAAACACGUGCCUUUUUCUUUAAAAAAAAAAAAAAAAAAAAAGCUUUUACUUACUGUAAACAGUGCCCCCAAAGCAUUAUGCUGGUCAUGAACUGCUUCAAAACAUGGAGGUAAUAAAAAUGCAAUCGUGGACACGCUUGCCUGUGUAAAGGAAAGUUGUUUUUUUUUAA